Molecule: messenger RNA, 2664 nt
Organism: Oreochromis niloticus (Nile tilapia)
Lineage: Eukaryota; Metazoa; Chordata; Actinopteri; Cichliformes; Cichlidae
Gene: kctd13
Product: potassium channel tetramerization domain containing 13
Biological process (GO): negative regulation of Rho protein signal transduction; proteasome-mediated ubiquitin-dependent protein catabolic process; protein homooligomerization
Cellular component (GO): Cul3-RING ubiquitin ligase complex
Molecular function (GO): ubiquitin-protein transferase activity; protein binding
Source: RefSeq, a predicted model, not a curated record
AGAAGAAGAAAACAGCGGAAGAAGAUGUCUAGUUUCGCUUCCGACUGACCUAUUUAGCUUAUCAUAUUAGCUGCAGUUUUGUGCCCAACAGUGAAAUUGGAGUGGAUGUGGAAUUCGCGUACCUGGUCACUACUUUAUGACUUUUCAUCUAAAAAGAAGCGGUACAGAGCAAAUGAGCCUUAGUAGCCUAAAGCGUGACGGAGUAGACUAGCUGCUGUUAGUUUCUUUCCUUUAGCUGUGCGAUUAAAAUGAGGCGUCAGAUGUUAGCUGCGCCGUAAAUUCAUCUGGGCUCUUCACAGAAGCUAGCUAGUUGAUUAACGAUUGCUGGCUAAUUAAAGCUAUACAUUUAGUUUUGUUAGCUUAGAUAGGUUCACUCUCUUAACACCCUUGGAUGUUCAGUGUGUCAGGAAGUGACUCUUCAACCCCAUGUCUGCUGAGGCUUCAGUCGGCAGUCAUGCUGCCAACUCUGCCCAGUCCACUGUUUCCCAGCCUGCCUGCCUCCACACAGAUGAGCACAGGAACCAGGGUCUGCUGGGGAGCAAGUACAUCAAGUUAAAUGUUGGUGGCUCAUUGCAUUAUACAACCAUCCAGACGUUAAGCAAGGAAGACAGUCUGCUGCGGAGCAUGUGCAAUGGAGAAACUGAAGUUACCAUAGACUCAGAAGGUUGGGUAGUUUUGGAUAGAUCUGGUCGGCAUUUUGAGUUGGUUCUGAACUUCCUUCGAGAUGGCUCGGUACCACUUCCAGAGGACCACAGAGAACUAGAUGAAGUUCUAAAAGAGGCUCAGUACUACCGGGUCCAGGGGCUCGUCCAACACUGCCUCAGUGCCAUGCAGAAACAAAAGGAUGUCUUUGAAAGUGUAUGCCGCAUACCCAUGAUCACCUCAGCCAAAGAAGAACAGAGGAUGAUUGCUACAUGUAGAAAGCCAGUAGUAAAGUUGCAGAACAACAGAGGAAACAACAAAUACUCAUACACCAGCAACUCUGACGAUAACCUGCUAAAGAACAUUGAACUGUUUGACAAACUCGUCCUGCGAUUUAAUGGCCGCGUCCUGUUUGUCAAAGACGCUGGGGAUGAGAUCUGCUGCUGGUCUUUUUAUGGCGAAGGCCGCAAGAUUGCUGAAGUGUGCUGCACUUCCAUUGUCUAUGCUACAGAGAAGAAGCAGACCAAAGUUGAGUUUCCCGAAGCCCGAAUAUUCGAAGAAACCCUCAAUAUCCUCAUCUAUGAGAACAACAGAGGAUCUGGACCAGGAGGCUUGCACCUUUUAGAUUCAAGAGGCUCCGGUUCAUCGCUGGGAACUGGUCAGUCAGAGGAAGAGGGUGCCGUGGGAGGGGAUAGACGAGUACGACGGAUCCACGUAAGGAGACACAUAAUGCAUGAUGAAAGAGGCCACGGUCAGCAAACUGUGUAUAAGGACUAAUAAUGUGAAAACAAGGCAGGGGAAAGGGACUUAAAAAAAAAUCCCAACAUAGUUUUUUUUGUUUGUUGUUUUAUUGUUUUUUGAAUGCUAAGGGAAUGAAAAACACGUCUUCGAUGACAGCAAUAGUUUGGUACGUAAUUUCAUUAAAUGUCCUCAGACUUUUCAGAAAUGUUGGUUGAUGACUGAUUUGUAAAUUAGGUCUGAGUGUGUGUGGAAAGGAAAAUGCAUCUGUUUACAUGAAAACAAUGUGUGUACAGUCUUUAGAUGGGAAAUACUGGUAGUGAUACUGGCAUUGACAUUACUUUUCAGAGGUUAAUGAACCUCCUGCAAGCUACUGAAUGGUCCUCAAAACCCAACGUCCACACAUCUUUAUCUUAGAGCAGACAACCUAAUGUCCAUGUGGGUUUUAAUGACACGCACAGGCAGCCUUUUCUGUGUGUGACUUGUAGGAAACACUGUGUCAGGUUAUGCAGGCUGUGAAACUUUAUUCCCCUUUCUCUUCUGGAGUGAGAUGCUGCCGAACAUUGAUGGACAGAGGACGGUGAAGUUGAGCCUAGAUAUUGCAACACUGGAAUAAAACACAGUAGCCAUUUUUUUUUCCCGGGGGGCCCGGGGGGUCUUUGUGAAUGAUGAGCAGCUCAGUUUUCUUUAUUUAUGUUAUUACAGCUGUUGCUUCAAGAUGUUUUUAUUAAUUUAUGAACCUAAUUUAUUGUUUGGUAUUUAACUUUUGUAUUGAGUCUUUGUGUUCACUCGUGCUUAAAGGAGUUUUAAUUUCAGAAAAGGUACGUUGCACUCUCUCUGCACUCAAAAUUUGAAUUUACCCCUGUAAAUGAAUAAAUUGUAAGCUUACAUUUCAGUUUAAUUUUUCAAGAGGAACCGAAACCAUUUCUUGGAUUUUGCAUUUUGUUCUGAGCCAUAGACUUUCACUUCUUCUCUGUCUUAAACUAAACUACAGAAUUUUUUUUUUUGGGGGGGGGGUUGUUUUGUUUUAUGUUGUUUUUCUUUGGCCAUAUGGUGAUGACAAAAGUGGUGUGUGUACUGGGUUGUAUUUUUAGUUCUCUCAGGGAGAGGAUUUUCUUUCUAAUCUUCACUAGUGUGUAACCCUAAUCACUCUGAAUACUGGAAAAAUCUGAAUGAGAGCAAUAUGUAUCUGAGAUCCUUUAUAAAAUAACCUUGAAUAUGCACUAAUGUAAUUUCUGUCCAAUAGUUGUCAUGGAAAUAUUUUGAAUAAAUGACUGAAAUCUA